Hippopotamus amphibius kiboko is the source of this 1884-nucleotide messenger RNA. RefSeq names its product olfactomedin like 3 (gene OLFML3). Bases 195 to 1415 code for a protein of 406 amino acids. NCBI's taxonomy places the organism in Eukaryota, Metazoa, Chordata, Mammalia, Artiodactyla, Hippopotamidae. The transcript has 3 exons. Gene Ontology annotation, biological process: signal transduction. The record is from RefSeq and is a predicted model, not a curated record.
GGCGGAAAGGAGGGGGUGGGGCCGGUAAAGAGACUGUGAAAGCAUUCCAGAGUAGUGAGAGAGACCCGAGAUCCAGAAAGAGAGAAGGCACCGCCCCCACCCCGCCUCCAAAGCUAACCCGCGGGCUGGAGUGGAAGAGGCCGUCCGCACACGACUACACACUCGGUCUACCCUGGCCCUACUCUCCCGCUGCCAUGGGGCCCCGCACGCUGCUCCUCAUCUUGUUCCUUUUGUCAUGGUCGGGACCCCUUCUAGGGCAGCAGCACCACCUUGUGGAGUACAUGGAACGCCGACUAGCUGCUUUAGAGGAACGGCUGGCCCAGUGCCAGGACCAGAGUAGUCGGCACGCCGCUGAGCUGCGGGACUUCAAGAACAAGAUGCUGCCGCUGCUGGAGGUGGCUGAGAAGGAGCGAGAGGCGCUCAGAACUGAGGCUGACACCAUCUUGGGGAGAGUGGACCGUCUAGAGCGGGAGGUGGACUAUCUGGAGACCCAGAACCCAGCCCUACCCUGUGUAGAGGUUGAUGAGAAGGUGACCGGAGGCCCUGGGACCAAAGGCAAGGGCAGAAGAAAUGAGAAGUACGAUAUGGUGACCGACUGUGGCUACACAAUCUCUCAGGUGAGAUCAAUGAAGAUCCUGAAGCGGUUCGGUGGCCCAGCUGGUCUAUGGACCAAGGAUCCACUGGGGCCAGCAGAGAAGAUCUACGUGUUAGAUGGGACCCAGAAUGACACAGCCUUUGUCUUCCCAAGGCUGCGUGACUUCACCCUUGCCAUGGCUGCCCGCAAAGCUUCCCGAGUCCGGGUGCCCUUCCCCUGGGUAGGCACGGGCCAGCUGGUAUAUGGUGGCUUUCUUUAUUAUGCCCGGAGGCCCCCCGGAGGACCUGGAGGGGGCAGUGAGUUGGAGAACACUUUGCAGCUCAUCAAAUUCCACCUGGCAAACCGAACAGUGGCGGACAGUUCAGUCUUCCCAGCAGAGGGUCUGAUCCCCCCGUACACGCUGACAGCAGACACGUACAUAGACCUGGCUGCUGACGAGGAGGGCCUUUGGGCUGUCUAUGCCACCCGGGAGGAUGACAGGCACCUGUGUCUGGCCAAGUUAGACCCACAGACGCUGGACACAGAGCAGCAGUGGGACACACCAUGUCCGAGAGAGAAUGCGGAGGCGGCCUUUGUCAUCUGUGGGACCCUGUACGUCGUCUAUAAUACCCGCCCUGCCAGUCGGGCCCGCAUCCAGUGCUCCUUUGAUGCCAGCGGCACCCUGACCCCUGAAAGGGCAGCACUCCCUUAUUUUCCCCGCCGAUAUGGUGCCCACGCCAGCCUCCGCUAUAACCCCCGAGAGCGCCAGCUCUACGCCUGGGAUGACGGCUACCAGAUUGUCUAUAAGCUGGAGUUGAGGAAGAAAGAGGAAGAAGUUUGAGGGCGCUAGUCUUGUUUUUUGAAUCCCUUUCCCCCUCCAGACAUUUAUAUUCCGACUGAAUUUCCUGCUCAUUCUCCAAAUGUGGGCAAGUUGUGAUUCAAAUCUCGUAUUUUUAGCCAAUGGAAGCCAAAUUCUCAUUGUCCCUUCAUUUCACAUGGGACUCCAGAUCUUGAGGUAUCCUUUUAGAGCUAAAAGAGAGAAAGCCCUAAAUGUUCACUCCUCGUCUGCCCCAUGUCGACAGAUUUCAGGCCAGUGAAAGACGACCCAGUGCCAGAGCUCUGACCCUUAUAUGUAUGAGGGUGACCCCAGUGAACAGGCAACAGAAUAUUUCUUGCCUCAGUGUGAGUCAGGGGAGAGAGGGCUAGGAGGAGAUUUUCAAUUCUGCCCUCUCCCUUCUCCCUUCAGUGCCCUAGAGAAUGGGACUCGUUCUGUACUGCAGCAUUUUGCAUUAAAAGGAAAAUCCACUGCU